This is a messenger RNA of Alternaria atra, 327 nucleotides long. RefSeq lists its product as uncharacterized. The record is from RefSeq and is a predicted model, not a curated record. The transcript has a single exon. Bases 1 to 327 code for a protein of 108 amino acids. NCBI's taxonomy places the organism in Eukaryota, Fungi, Ascomycota, Dothideomycetes, Pleosporales, Pleosporaceae.
AUGACAUCCACUCCUGAAAUACCCACCCUCCACUCCAAAGCCGAGUACCUAAAAGCUGUCAUGUACGAAGGCGUCACAAUCCUCGAAGGCACUGCAACAUGGUGCAAAAACUGCCAUGUCAUCGCGCCCGAAGUAGCCAAAAUGGUGGCUGAGUAUCCAAACGUAAAGUUCUACACGUAUGAUGUUGAGGAGUGUGAGGAUAUUGCGCAGGAGUUGGGGGUCAGGUCUAUGCCGACGUUUAGUGUUUUUAAGGAUGGGGAUAUUAUGGAGGGGGUUACGGGGGCGAGGCCGAAGGAGAUUAGGAAGGCGAUUGAGGGGUGUUUGUAA